Cucurbitaria berberidis CBS 394.84 is the source of this 573-nucleotide messenger RNA. RefSeq lists its product as uncharacterized. The record is from RefSeq and is a predicted model, not a curated record. The transcript has a single exon. Lineage: Eukaryota; Fungi; Ascomycota; Dothideomycetes; Pleosporales; Cucurbitariaceae. The coding region runs from base 163 to 336 and encodes 57 amino acids.
CUUUUGAUAGUAAUUAGGCAUCUAAUUGUAUGGGCGUGUGCAAGAUUAAGCUGAAAGCCUAGGCCUGGGGUUUAAUACGGACAUAAUAUGCGUAUCUAGUACAACUGUAGGAUAGGGAAUUGGGGCAUCGGAGAAAAUUGCGUGGAAAUGCAUCAAUGUUACAUGACGUUACGUUGCCCUUUGCCCAUUGCAGUCCUCUGGCGCAACCUUGGAAGAUUAACGAUGGUUUCCGAGUCCUCCUAUUCCCUUGCACCUAGUAUGCCUUCACUCGCUAUGUUCACUGCGCUAGUCGCGCUAGUUGCAUCCUCUACAAUAGAGAAACCUUUUCAAAUGUAAUAAAACCACUGUUUCUAGGUGAUCUAUUAUCAGCUAACGUGUAAAUGCAUCACAAUUACACCAUCGCCAUUAAUCAUGAGACAGCCCAGUAGUAAUACGUAUGUGCAAAAAGAUUACAGCUCCAACCAAGGACGAGAGACUUUGUGCUGAUGACAAGUGACGAGAACGAGGCUCUUGUAACGCGGACACAAAAUGAAGAGCAAGAAGAGAGUGACACCGACGGAAUGGCGAGUGGAC